UGCCAUGGCGGCGGCGCGCGCGCGGCGCUGAGGCGGGCGGGAAGCGCGGGCCCGGCGCGGCCAUGGCGGACGAGCUGUACCUGGAGAACAUCGACGAGUUCGUCACCGACCACAACCGCGUCGUGACCUACAAAUGGCUGAGCUACACCCUGGGCGUCCACGUCAACCAGGCUAAACAAAUGCUCUAUGAUUACGUGGAGAGGAGACGCAAGGAGAACUCGGGAGCUCAGCUUCACGUCACCUACCUGGUGGCAGGAAACCUCCUCCAGAACGGACACGUUUGCCACAAGGUCGCAGUAGUGAGGGAGGAUAAACUUGAAGCAAUGAAGUCUAAGCUGUCCACAAUUGCCAGUGUGCACGUGUACAGCAUUCAGAAGGCCCUGCUCAAGGACAGCUCCCCCCUCUACAACACCGACUAUGACAUCGUCAAAACAAACCUGCAGCACUGCAGCAAGUUCAGUGCCAUCCGCUGCGCCGCCGCCGUGCCCAGGACGCCGCCCGACGCUCCCCGAGCGCCGGCGCCCGCGCGGAGUCCCCAGAGGCAAAGGGACCCCGAUGCCACCGCCGGCACCGUCAACGGCCACGGGCCCCGGGCCGCCAAACCCCCCCCGCAGCAGCACAAAGGCAUCAUGGGCAUGUUUGCAGCCAAAGCGGCGGCCAGACCCCAGGACACGCCUAAGGAGGCCAAAGCAGAGGCCAAGGAGGCCCCAGGUGUGUCUGCAGCAAGCAGCAAGCCACCAACAAAGAACAGCAUCAUGAACAACUUCUUUGGAAAAGCUGCUAUGAAUAAACUCAAAGCCAACUCUGUGCCUGAGCAGCCAAAGGAGGAGAAAGAAGUAGUGAAGCCUUCAGUUGCUGUAGCAGAACCAGAGUCAUCUCCUAAUACUGUAGCAGAGAAACCUGGGAAGAAAACAGAGUCUGACAGAAUUCAGCAAAAGGACAAGAAAAGUAAAACAAAGAGAGCGGAUAGGUCAGAUGACGAGGAAGAAAGAGAUCCCGAAAAUGUCAAGAAAAAGAGGAAGCGAAUCAAACAACUUCUGUCUGACAGCAGUGAUGAGGAAGAUGUCCCACCCUCUCCCACACCCGAGGAGGAGCGAGCUCCAUCUCCACUACCUGAACCUGCUCUGAAAACUGAGCUGGAGCCUGCAUCCACGGAGGUGUCAGCUGGAGGGAGGAAGAGGAAGCGGAAGCGCGUGCUGAAAUCCAAGAUGUUUAUUGAUGAAGAGGAAGGCUGCAUGGUGACUGAGAAGGUUUACGAGAGCGAAUCCUGCACGGACAGCGAGGAUGAAUUCCCCAAGCCCAAGGCACCAGCUCCCCAAAAACAACCCCUGCUGCCCACCAAGAGAGAACCAAAGGAAGAAAGGAAGAACCCGAAGAAAGGGGCAGCUCCUGUCAACAGAGCCAACAAACAGGUCUCCAUCAUGGGCUUUUGCCAGAAGAAAUGAACUGGGUCUGUCUCCUCUUGGCAGCUUGGGAGUGUUGCUCCCUUUUUUUGGGUGGCUCUCUGCAAGCUGCUGCUGCUUGUGGAGGCCAACAUGCGACCCCUGGUUAUGCAAGGUGCCCUGCUUACUGUGUAAGGAAGCCCUCUGGACUAGAUUUUGUAUCAGAAAAAAGUUUUUAUUUGUUACUGCAAUAAUUCCAGUCAUCUCCACUAAGCAGUGUGGGAACUGCCAGCUAGAGGCAACAUCUAGAGGAACUCUUGAAAGGCUGUUAAAUCUGUUCACAUGAAAUUGUAUUUUUUUACUCGCUCCUUUGGUGCUAAGAUAGGAGAGGAGUUGUGGUGUUUUCCUCCCCUCUUUGCACACCCUCAGCUCUUCAGAUUGAUCCAGAUGUUCACGUUGGGUAGCAGCUGUACCGUAGCAGGUCAUCAGGCACAGACACAAAUAUUGAACAUCUGCUUCGGCUUUAACUGAAUGAAGUGUGUUUCAUUUUCCCCCUAAGACUGGUAAAUAAUUUUUGCUCUGCCUUUCAUAAUCUUUUUUUGGACAAAGCAGUGCAUAUAAAAUUCUCUUACUCUUUUCUUCCUUGAACGUAUCCUCUGUAACUUGCUCAGAUGCCUAAUUAUAGACUGGGACACUGUUGGUGUUCUGUCUUUACAAAAACAUCCUUGAGGCUUCCCACCCAAUUGGCUCCGGAGUAAUUGGGGGAAGGCUUUGCUGUUCUCGGGAAAGAACUGGAUCUUUAGCCUUGGAGGCCAGUGAGUCAGAGGGAAGGGUGAUUAGAGGGCACUGCUGAUAACACCAGGCAGGUACCGGGGAACAGCGCGCGCUGCAUCGCGGCUUGGGAGGUUUUGGGUUGCCUGAAGGCCUUUUUUACAGGCAUAAACCAGACAAGAGAAGAGGUUUUCCUUGGGCAUCUUGUCGUCUGCCUGCUGAGGGAAGAGUGCCACAGCACAUGGUCCUGAGGAACCUGUUAUGGGAGAGGAAUAAAGCACAGCAAUCCUGUUAACCAGAAAGGAGCUCUUGGUCUGGGCCUCCUGCUUGCCUGGUGCUGAGGCUGAUAGAGAGAUGUAAGAGAUUUUCCAGAGGGGUGAUGCCGAGCACUCCUGAAGUUUGGGCUGGUGAGUGCUCCCAGGCAGGGGCUGGUGUCAGUGGUUGGUUGAGAGGAGCUGCUGCACCCCAGCAGCAUCGCUGGGUUUGUGCCUGUGCGGUGGCCUGGGAAGAGAAUGAUCAACCUUAUUCUGGUUUAAGGAAGAAAGUUUAACUGUUGAGAGCAGAACCCACCCUGCCGUAGUGGUUCUGUUGUUCUUGGUAGAGUUGAGGGGGUGUUUUUAAAGGCAGCGAUGAGUAACAAAUCCCAUUGAACACAGUUUGUUUGUUUUUUUUUUUUUUAAUUUGUCCUUAUUCAUUAAAUUAUGUGUCAAAUCCUGA
Molecule: messenger RNA, 2870 nt
Organism: Vidua macroura (Pin-tailed whydah)
Lineage: Eukaryota; Metazoa; Chordata; Aves; Passeriformes; Viduidae
Gene: POLD3
Product: DNA polymerase delta 3, accessory subunit
Exons: 12
Coding region: 63-1445 (460 amino acids)
Biological process (GO): nucleotide-excision repair, DNA gap filling; DNA synthesis involved in UV-damage excision repair; DNA strand elongation involved in DNA replication
Cellular component (GO): nucleus; delta DNA polymerase complex
Molecular function (GO): DNA-directed DNA polymerase activity
Source: RefSeq, a predicted model, not a curated record